This is a messenger RNA of Merops nubicus (carmine bee-eater), 859 nucleotides long. RefSeq names its product AHA1, activator of heat shock 90kDa protein ATPase homolog 2 (yeast) (gene AHSA2). The annotation marks the transcript as partial. The record is from RefSeq and is a predicted model, not a curated record. Lineage: Eukaryota; Metazoa; Chordata; Aves; Coraciiformes; Meropidae. The transcript is spliced from 7 exons. Gene Ontology annotation, molecular function: ATPase activator activity; protein-folding chaperone binding.
GUACAGUGAAAGAGUCUGGUGAGAAACAUAAGGGAUCUGUUGAAAUUCCUAACCUGUCAGAAGAAAAUGAGGUAGAUGAUACAGAGAUAAAUGUUAGCAAAAAGAAAGGGGAAGGUGAUGUUCUGAAGGACCUUAUGCGAACUGAAGGAACCACGAAAGUCAGAGAGGCCCUGAGAGAUUAUCUGAGAGCACUUAAAACAGAGUUUACCCUGGGGAUGAUUCUGCCAACAAAAGCUACCGCUGGUCAGGAGCUGGGCACCGAGCAGAGUCUAGGGGGGAACACUGUGCAGGAUUCUGUUUCACCAGAGUCCCUGGGUCUAGUUGGUGUAAAAAUUCCAACAGUGAGGAUACUGAUGAGAGAAAUGUUCAGCUCCCCAGCAGAUGACCUUUAUCAUUUCUUCACAACUAAGGAAUUGGUGCAGAAGUUUUCCAAGUGUCCUGCUGUGGUUGAAGCUGAGAGAGGAGGGAAGCUUCAGAUGUUUGAUGGCUGUGUCAGCGGUGAAUACACGGAACUGGUCCCAAGCCAGAGACUUGUCCUGAAGUGGAGGUGUAGGAGCUGGCCUGACGAACAUUACGCAACAGUUGCCUUGACUUUCAAGGAUAUGGGGGCCCAAACAGAACUGCAGCUGGAGUGCAAAGGAGUUCCCGUCUCCGAUGAAGACAGCACCAGGCAAUGCUGGAAGAAGCAAUAUUUUGAAGAAAUACAUGUUUUACUGCAGCAAUCCAAAGACAACAUGGAGUGAUAACAGCACUGUAGCUUUGUUAGGGCAUUACUUUUUAUACUUUGUUAACAUUCGGGUUUUUUAAAACAAGUAAUUUAUUUGUGGGAAGAAUAAAGACCCACUUCUAUGAUCCUGUA